AUGACUCAAGACACCAGUUCUAAGAGUAUCCAGAAGCCCAGAGCAGAGUCACCUACAACCAGCCUGCUAUCAAUGAAGAGUGAUCAGCCACCUGCUUUCAGCCAGGAACCAUUACCAGAUGACAAUAAGGAAGUGGAGAGUUUGGACAAUGAGGAUGCAUUAAAGAUCACACACAACCUUCUGGACAGAAGAAGUCAAACUCUGCUGACAGUCCAACAAGACAUUAAGGCUAAACUGAAACACAAGUAUCAACACAUAUCUGAAGGAAUUGGACACCAUGGAAACCAAAGUCUGUUCAAGGACAUCUACACAGAGCUCUACAUCACAGAGGGUGGAAGUGGAGGGCUCAAUAAUGAACAUGAGGUGAGACAGAUAGAGAUGGCAUCCAAGAAACAAACCACACAAGAGACAUCAAUCAAAUGCAACGACAUCUUCAAGCCUUUACCUGGACAAGACAAACCUAUCAGAACUGUACUGACAAAAGGAAUCGCUGGCAUUGGAAAAACAGUCUCUGUGCAGAAGGUCAUCCUUGACUGGGCAGAGGGAAAAGCAAAUCAGGACGUUCAUUUCAUGUUUCCUCUUCCUUUCCGUGAUCUGAACCUGAAAAAGGACCAAUACAGUCUGGUGCAACUUCUUUCCCACUACUUCUCAGAGCUGAAAGAGAUUGACAGCAUUGAAGAUGGUGAAACCAAAACUGUUUUCAUUUUUGAUGGUCUGGAUGAGUGUCGACUUCCUCUAGACUUCAAAAACAAUGAGAAGUGCUGUGAUGUCACGAAGCCAACCUCAGUAGAUGUGCUGCUGACAAACCUCAUUGAAAAGAAUCUGCUUCCCUCUGCUCUCCUCUGGAUAACCUCAAGGCCUGCAGCAGCCAAUCAGAUCCCUCCUGAGUGCGUUGACCAGGUGACAGAGUUACGAGGGUUCAAUGAUCCACAGAAGGAGGAGUACUUCAGGAAGAAAAUCACAGAUCAGAACAUGGCCAAUGAAAUCAUCAAACACAUGAAGAAAUCAAGGAUCCUCCACAUCAUGUGCCACAUACCAGUCUUCUGUUGGAUAUCAGCCACUGUCCUUGAGAUGAUCCUGAAAGAGACAGAGAAGGAUGAAGUCCCCAAAACUCUGACCCAGAUGUGCUCACACUUCAUACUCAUCCAAAUCAUUUUGAAGAACAGGAAGUACAACAAAGCCAAAGAGAUAAAUCCAAAGGAACUGUCUCAGUCAGACAAAGAGAUGAUCCUGAAACUGGCAAAGCUGGCUUUCCAACAGCUGCAGAAGGGCAAUCUGAUCUUCUAUGAGGAGGACCUGAGAGAGUGUGGCCUUGAUGUCACAGAGGCAUCAGAGUCUUCAGCAUUGUGUACAGAGAUCUUUAAAGAAGAAUCUGGGCUGUACCAAGAGAAGGUCUACAGCUUUGUGCAUCUGAGCAUUCAGGAGUUUCUAGCAGCAGUGCAUGCUUUAGAAUCAUGUCUGGGCAAGAAGGAACAUUUCUUCCCAUCCAAAGCAUUCCGUAUGCGUAAAAGUUGUUAUGAAAUAAGACGAUUCAAAAUUAGGACGUCAGACGUGUUGAAGUCAGACGUGUUGAAGUCAGACGUGUUGAAGUCAGACGUGUUGAAGUCAGACGUGUUGAAGUCAGACGUGUUGAAGUCAGACGUGUUGAAGUGGGACGUGUUGAAGUCAGACAAGUUGUCUGACUUACACAGGACAGCAGUGGACCAGGCCUUGAAGAGCGAGAAUGGACACCUGGACCUGUUCCUCCGCUUCCUUCUGGGUCUCUCACUGGAGUCCAAUCAGAAUCUGUUACGAGUCCUUCUAACACAGGUAGGAAGUACAACACAGACCAAUGAGGAAACAGUCAGGUACCUUUCAGACAAGAUCGAGGAGGAAUCCUCACCAGAAAGGAUCAUCAACUUGUUCCACUGUCUGAAUGAACUUGGUGCCAACUCUCUAGUUGAAGACAUGCAGACCUCCCUGCGAUCAGGAACUCUUUCAGAAACAGAGCUUAAACCUGACCAAUGUUCAGCCCUGGCCUACCUGUUACUGAUGUCAGAGGAGGUGCUGGAGGAGUUUGACCUGAAGACAUACAACACAUCAGAGAAAGGUUAUCAGAGGUUGCUGCCGGUAGUGAAAACCUGCAAGAGAGCACUACUGGAUGGCUGUAAACUCACAUAUAAAUCCUGUGAGACUCUGGCCUCAGCUCUGCAGACACCAAACUCCCCCCUGAGAGAACUGGACCUCAGCAACAAUGACCUGGAAGACAGAGGAAUGAAGCUGCUCUGUGUUGGACUAACCAGUCCACUCUGCAACAUACAGACACUAGUUCUUGGUCAGUGUGGUCUGACAGAGGGUUGCUGUUCAAAUCUUGCCUCAGUCCUGAGUUCACCCAACUCACAACUGAAACAACUGGAGCUGAGAGACAAUGACCUGCAAGACUCAGGAGUUACACUGCUGUCUGCUGGACUGGAGGAUCCAGACUGUAAACUACACACACUGGGGCUGUCUGGCUGUCUGGUCACAGAGGAGGGCUGUGCUGCUCUGUCUUCAGCUCUGAGGUCAAACCCCUCCCACCUGAAAGAGCUGGACCUGAGCUACAAUCACCCAGGAGACUCUGCAGGGGGACUGCUUUCAGCUGCUCUGGUGGAUCCCACAUAUAAACUGAUGAAGCUGAAUGUGGGUCAUGGUGGAGAGUGCAGGCUGAAAUCAGGGCUGGGGAAAUAUGCCUGUCAUCUCACCCUGGACCCAAAUACAGCAAACCAAUACCUGAUACUGUCUGAGGGGAACAGGAAGGUGACACGGGUGGUGGAGGAGCAGCAUUAUGAAGACCAUCCAGACAGAUUUGACUGUUAUCUCCAAGUUCUCUGCAGAGAAGGCUUAUCUGGAGGUCGUUAUUACUGGGAGGUGGAGAGGGAUGGUGAGGGGGCUGACAUUGGUGUGGUGUACAAAGGAAUGAAGAGGAAGGGAGGGGAGGAUGACAGUAGGACUGGACACAAUGGGAAGUCCUGGAGUUUAAGCUACUAUGAUUAUCCUUGCACUGGUAGACAUUAUAUGUUUAGCCAUGCUGGAGUCAACAGAUCCCUCCAUGGUCCUGGAUCUAACAGAGUUGGUGUGUAUCUGGACUGGCCAGUUGGUACUUUGUCCUUCUAUAUUGUCUCCUCUGGUACACUGAAACACCUUCACACAGAACACACCACAUUCACUGAACCCCUCUAUCCUGUGUUUGGGGUUAGGCUUGGGGAUUACUCCUCCUCCUCAGUGACCCUGUGUCAGAAACACAUUCAGAG
This is a messenger RNA of Salvelinus namaycush (lake trout), 3269 nucleotides long. Its product is annotated as NACHT, LRR and PYD domains-containing protein 3-like. Gene Ontology annotation, molecular function: protein binding. NCBI's taxonomy places the organism in Eukaryota, Metazoa, Chordata, Actinopteri, Salmoniformes, Salmonidae. The annotation marks the transcript as partial. The transcript has 8 exons. The record is from RefSeq and is a predicted model, not a curated record.